GUGCAGCACUGAGAGGGUUGGAGUACGAGCAAGCGGACGAGACGCCAGUUGACAGGUAAACAAGGCAACAGAACAUCCAGCAUGGUGGGAAGGAGACGUGGCUCCAGAGCCAACAGUGGACCACAGCAGCCCCAACAGCAACGCAGGGGGGGACCCCGCAAGACUCUGAGGGAGCCAGCAUUAUUUGCCAAGAAAACAGGAUAUGAGUCAGAGGUUCCUCAUGAAAAGAUGACCAUCGCCCAGGCCAAGAGAGGCACGCCAGCAAUCCGGCCAGUGCGAGUCUAUGCUGAUGGGAUCUUUGAUCUCUUCCACUCUGGACACGCACGCGCUCUGAUGCAAGCCAAGAACCUGUUCCCCAACACACAUCUCAUAGUGGGAGUCUGCAGUGAUGAACUCACACACAAGUAUAAGGGCUACACGGUGAUGACAGAGUCUGAGCGCUACGAAGCCCUGAUACACUGUCGCUAUGUGGAUGAGGUGGUACGGGACGCUCCCUGGACCCUCAGCCCUGAGUUCUUGAAGAAACAUAAGAUUGACUUUGUGGCCCAUGACGAUAUCCCAUACACCUCUGCAGGAUCAGAGGACGUCUACAAACACAUCAAGGAAGCAGGGAUGUUUGUGGCCACACAGAGGACAGACGGCAUCUCUACAUCCGACCUCAUCACCAGGAUAGUGAGAGACUACGACCUCUAUGUCCGACGCAACCUGCAGAGAGGCUACACAGCCAGUGACCUCAACGUUAGCUUCAUCAGGGAGAAGAAAAUCCGUCUGCAGAACCAGGUGGAUCGUAUGAAGGAGACGGUGAAGACAGUGGAGGAGAAGUCCAAGCACUUUGUGUUCAAGGUGGAGGAGAAGAGCCAUGACCUCAUCCACAAGUGGGAGGAGAAGUCACGGGAGUUCAUUGGGAAUUUCCUGGAGUUGUUUGGUCCAGAUGGAGCGUGGCAUGUGAUCCAGGAGCAGAGUGGGCGCAUGCUCCAGGCUCUGUCACCCUACGCAUCGCCCGUUGCCUCGCCCCGUGGCUCCCCCAGUAGCAGUCCCACCAGAGGGCGCUCCCCAUCGCCCCCCUCCUCUCCCACAUCCCGUUCUCCCCGUUCCCCUCCGUCCUCACCCACCUCCCCUUCCUCUCUCAAGGGUGCCUCUGCUCGUCCCUUAACCUCCCUCAGCAGCUCGAGUGAGGGGGAUGACGACGAGGAGUAGAGACGGCACUGUCACUCCCAAAACACAAACACACAGUGUCCACGGUUACUUAGUGCAAGAUGCCGCCCACAGUCUGCCAUAUUUGUGCUAUUUGAUUGUGUAUGUUGUUAAGGUAACUGAAUGCACUGUGGUAUCUCAAUUAGUUGACUCACUCCAUUCUCACUUCUGAUUCCUGUACCACACAAAUACAUAAAAAUAAUACCACUAUUUCACUGCAUCAACCAGGCUUUAUUUUUCUUUACAAAUACUUAGUGAAAUGCUCAAAUGUGCGUUCAGUUGUCUAUGAUAUGCAGUACAAAAAAACAUUUUGGACAUUUUCUUUUUUAAAUAAUACAUUGUUUCUAUGAAAUAUGAAAUACAAAACAAUCAUUUCUGAGAGUAUUUUGUCAUGCAAUAAUAACUAUUGACCCACUAAAAUAUCAAUUUCAUUUGA
Molecule: messenger RNA, 1630 nt
Organism: Coregonus clupeaformis (lake whitefish)
Lineage: Eukaryota; Metazoa; Chordata; Actinopteri; Salmoniformes; Salmonidae
Product: choline-phosphate cytidylyltransferase B-like
Exons: 8
Coding region: 82-1197 (371 amino acids)
Biological process (GO): CDP-choline pathway
Molecular function (GO): choline-phosphate cytidylyltransferase activity; phosphatidylcholine binding
Source: RefSeq, a predicted model, not a curated record